AUGGAAGACGUUAACUCCUCGGUAUGGAAGAUCCACGAUGAUUCUUUCCGUCAGAUAAUUGGAGUAAACCCAAGCCUCGAGUUACUGCUAUCGGUGGAAGCGUAUCCAUUUGCUCACGAGGCCGGGGUCUUCUUGCCAUCUACCAAGGAGCUGUUUAUAACGAGCAACCAAUUUAUUGGCCAUGAUGGCAAGAAAAAGGUUCAAAUCUCAAAAGUGUCCUUAGGAGACGAAAAUGCGACUCCAAUGCGGGAGGAAGUUGAUUGCAUCGAUAUCCAGAUGGGGAAUGGUGCUGUCAAUGAUCAAGAUAGCAUUCUCUUCUGUGCGCAAGGAUCAAUGACGGCACCUAGUGGGCUAUUUAGGAUGUCCUCCCUGCCUCCCUACAAGACUGAGGCGGUUUUAACCAGCUUCUACGGCCGGCCGUUCAACUCUGUGAACGAUAUUGUCAUAAGUAAAGAUGGUUGUAUUUGGUUCACAGAUCCCAUCUAUGGAUUCGAGCAAGGAUACCGACCGCCACCCUCGCUGCCCAAUCAAGUCUAUCGAUACGAUCCGAAAACAUCCUCCGUCCGGGCCGUCGCCGAUAACUUUGGGCGUCCGAAUGGGCUUUGCUUUUCGCCCGAUGAAGCGAUCCUAUAUGUCACUGAUACAGAUCAAGUUCACGGUGAUGGUUCCAUAAAUCCUAGCAGAUGUUCCACAAUAUAUGCAUUCGAUGUUAUUUACCGAAAUGAUCAGCCGUUUCUCUCAAAUCGACGGCUCUUCGCCUUUGCAGAUGUGGGCAUUCCUGACGGGAUUAAAUGUGAUAUGGAUGGUAAUGUUUAUAGCGGGUGCGGAGAUGGAGUCAACGUCUGGUCACCCGGAGGAGUCUUGCUCGGUAGAAUCCUCGUUGAUGGCGGCGUUGCAAAUUUUUGUUUUGGCCAAAGCGGCGAGCUCUUCAUCCUCAAUGAAUUUCGCCUUUGGAAGGCACAACUCAAUUCCUCCGUACGAGGUGCAUUGUUGAAAAUUUGA
Messenger RNA from Daldinia childiae, 1002 nucleotides. Its product is annotated as Gluconolactonase. The transcript has 2 exons. The record is from RefSeq and is a predicted model, not a curated record. NCBI's taxonomy places the organism in Eukaryota, Fungi, Ascomycota, Sordariomycetes, Xylariales, Hypoxylaceae. The coding region runs from base 1 to 1002 and encodes 333 amino acids.